Desarmillaria tabescens is the source of this 1404-nucleotide messenger RNA. RefSeq lists its product as uncharacterized. The record is from RefSeq and is a predicted model, not a curated record. The transcript is spliced from 3 exons. The coding region runs from base 1 to 1404 and encodes 467 amino acids. NCBI's taxonomy places the organism in Eukaryota, Fungi, Basidiomycota, Agaricomycetes, Agaricales, Physalacriaceae. Gene Ontology annotation, molecular function: protein binding.
AUGACGGGAGCGGCUAUUCGGUUUCACAUAAAUGCCUACAUAGAACUCCGCGAAGUCGUUAUCCCCACACUUUUCCUGGUUCUGUUCACGUCGCACACCGACAUCUCCCCUCAUCGUCGUCCACCACUAGCUAUUGCGCGACCACCAUUGGCCAAGAUAUUUGACAAACAUGGUAAGCUCGGGCGGGGACAAACUAGCAACGGCAUUCAGGCAGUUUCCUCCAUCGUCGACGCCUACCCGAAACGUCUUACUGCCGUGCUUCCUCUUGAACUGCAGGAAGAAAUCAUUGACGAGCUCAGCACUGACCUCAGAAACCUCAAAAAAUGCAGCUUUGUGUGCAAGAGCUGGCGUUCUCGCACUCAUUUCCAUGCAUUUUCGUCCAUCCGGCUUCAGCAUACUUCCGUUGAAACAUUCAGUUCUUUUCGCGACAACCCAUUCUCGUUCUUCACCAUAUAUCCCCGUGCUCGUCGCAUACAUAUUGUGGGAUCGCAUCAGCAUCAUGAUGCCAUGUCAUGGAAUCCGUCGCAACUUGAAGCCUUGGCCUGCGCCUUACAGGGACUUAGAGACAUCGGCAAUGCCUCAGUACUAAUCCUCGAGAAUACCGAUUGGGAGGCACUAGCCGGAUCGCCUAUUCCAUCACUAAUGCUGUCCCUCGACACCGUCAGCUCCUUGGAGUUGUCCUGUGUCACUUUUCCCCGACAUUCACAAUUUGCCGAACUUGUCGCAGGUUUUACGGCCUUGCGCCACGUCGUGUUCCAGGAUAUUGAGUUCGGAGACUCGCCACCUGUGCUUGAGCGGUUGUUGGCAGAUAAAAUCAUGAUGGACGAUGAAAAGAGCGCGCUUUCACUUAGGGGGGCAGGGACAUUCCUGAGAAAGAGUCUCCACUGGGCGUGCCAUUCACCGAAGCGCGGUGAUGAACUCACCACAUCAAUCGGCGCCCAUGUUUCGAGGUACACGGAUCCCUCCGCCGUUUUACGAUCACUGGGUUCGUCUCUCAACUAUCUAGAAAUUGUGUCGCUAGCGGAUAUAUCAUCAGAUACGAUCAUAUCCACAGUAGACCUCUCGUCCAAUACAUCCCUUCGAAGGCUUAGCCUAUCCUCGCCUUUCCGUGUGCUCUCCCUUAUUCCAUGGCUAAAUCAUGUGCUCUUACAAAUAUCCUCCCCCUGUCUUCGGGUCCUGGAUAUUGCCUUCGCUGCCUCUCGCCAGUUCCAUUUGGACCAGCCGUUCCUGAAAUAUCUGGACAAAGUGCUAUCCAGUCCUCAGUUCGCCGAGCUCGAACUAAUCCAGUUCAUCGUGGUGAACGGGAGGCUCUAUCCGGACCUACGCUUGAGCAUGGAUAGCUGCGUCCGCUCAGCUAUGCCGUCCUGGGAUAGGAAGGGUGUUUUGAGGGUUAGUUUUGUUUAA